AUGUCGACCUACAAUGAAUACGAUCGGCUCAUUCAUCAGAUGCAAUCAUUUCGCGCGUCUGAUGAGGCCAGAGAGCAGUUUGUUACAGAAAUUCUAGCAAAGUAUCGCGAAUUGUCCGAAGAGCACGCCAACUUGAAGAAUGACUAUUUGAGUGAAAGAGAUAUCAGGAGGAAUUAUCAGAGGACUGUGGAUGAGAAGCAGGCUUUGGUGGGAGAUUACACACGUCAGCUGGAAGCAAGUUCAUUUGUGUUGGCACUAAUUGAUGGGGAUGGAGCUAUCUUUCAAGAUGCUUUACUCCAAGCCGCUGGUGGUGAUGGAGGUUCAGAAGCUGCUUCCCUCCUGUAUCAUGCAAUUCGCGACCAUGUUGCUUCGUUGUACAACAGCUCAGGAAGCUGGCCCAUUAUGGUCCAGGUCUAUCUAAGUCUCGAUAAGCUUGCACAGAAGUUGGCGUCGGUUGGCCUUCUCCGGUCGCCUCAGGAUCUACGAGCUUUUGCGCAGCGCUUCAGCGUCAAUCAGCCCUUAUUUAGUAUAAUCGACGUCGGUCACGGAAAAGAAAGAGCCGAUCACAAGAUUAAGGAAAUGCUUCGUACCUUUAGCGACAAUCCCACCUGCCGUCAUAUCGUCUUCGGUGGUUGCCACGACGCAGGAUACCUACUAAACCUCGAACACUUCAAACACGAUACCGCCAAAUCCAGUCGCAUCACACUUCUGGAGACCACACCUGCCUACCGCGGCUUCGCGGAUUUAGCCAACUUCAAGCGUGCUCGUUUCGACGACGUCUUCAAGAGCGAGCCCCUCCCAGACUACCAGCCUCCAGUGAAUGGCUUCGGUCAAUUUUCUGUACAGUCGCCAGUACAGGCAGCAGUACAACCACUCCCACGUUCAGUCACGAACAACACCAACACAUCAUCACCUACGUUCACUCCGAGAGCUUCUGUCGCGUCUCCCUCACCCAGCGUAACCCCGGUCUCGGCUGCUGCGCCCGGCGAGUCGAAUGGCGACUCUUCCUGGGCCACCGUUGGCAAAGCCGGUGCUCCUGAGAACGGCAGCAUUUCGAUCGCACCUACUACGGCCGCUACUAAGAAAAACACUAAGAAGAGAUACGCUUAUUACAACAAAGCUGGUCAGAGAUUGGAUGAGCCACUGCCAUCGAAAGAUCCUGCUGCCGCAGCUUCGCUCGAAGCACGCAUGAAGAAAGUUGGCAAGAAGAUGUGUAAUCAUUGGCAUCUUGGCGGCUACUGCGAGAAUGGCAAAUUCUGCAAUUUCCAACACGAGCCGAAGCUUACACCCGCUGAGUUGAAUGCCUUGCGCUACAAGACGCGUAGCUUGGCUUGCAAGAACAAAGGCUGCGAGAACAUUGACUGCUAUCUGGGUCAUCAAUGUGCUCUUGAGCGCGACCAUGGAUAUUGUUCGUUCCCCGAGAACUGCCACCUUCGUGCUACGCAUGGCAUGGACAAGGUCAAAUACGUCAGAUACGACAAGGACGACAAUGCAGAUUACGCUCCUUGA
Messenger RNA from Alternaria incomplexa, 1509 nucleotides. RefSeq lists its product as uncharacterized. The record is from RefSeq and is a predicted model, not a curated record. Gene Ontology annotation, molecular function: metal ion binding. The coding region runs from base 1 to 1509 and encodes 502 amino acids. NCBI's taxonomy places the organism in Eukaryota, Fungi, Ascomycota, Dothideomycetes, Pleosporales, Pleosporaceae. The transcript has 9 exons.